UCUAAGGAAGGGAAAGAAAGAGAGUGGAGGAGUUUUGGGUAGGAAAAAUAUGGAGGUGGAGCGAGUCCAAGCUAUUGCUUUAUCGUCUCUAACUAAAGACAGUAUUCCAACAGAGUUUAUUCGGCCAGAGGAGGAACAACCUGCAAUCACAACAUUUCAAGGUCCGGUCCCUGAAAUCCCUGUCAUCGAUCUCGAUGACCAUAAUCAGGAAAAAGUUAUCCGUUUGACCGCCAAUGCUAGCAGGGAUUGGGGGAUAUUCCAGGUUGUAAACCAUGGCAUACCCUUUGAUCUCAUUGAAAAGUUACAACAAGUUGGCAAGGAGUUUUUUGAUCUGCCACAGGAAGAGAAAGAACUGUAUGCUAAGCCAAGUGGUGCACAGACAAUUGAAGGUUAUGGAAGCAAGCUUGGAAAAGAUCUUCAAGGAAAGAAGAAUUGGGCUGAUUACCUUUUCCACAGGAUAUGGCCUCCUUCACGCAUCAACUACCAGUUCUGGCCCCAGAACCCCCCCUCUUACAGAGCGGUGAACGAGGAGUAUGCAGAGUACAUGAGAAGGGUAGUGGACAAGCUGUUCAAAUGCCUGUCACUAGGGCUAGGGCUUGCACCCCAUGCCAUUAAAGAAGGAGCAGGAGGUGAGGAGAUGGAGUAUUUGAUGAAGAUAAACUACUAUCCGACAUGUCCUCGUCCCGAUCUAACUCUGGGAGUCGCUCCUCACACUGAUCUUUCUGCCAUAACCGUUCUUGUGCCCAACGACGUCCCUGGGUUGCAAGUCUUCAAGGAUGGCCUCUGGAUCGAUGCCAAAUACAUCCCUGGCGCCCUCAUUAUUCACAUUGGCGACCAGAUUGAGAUACUAAGCAAUGGAAAGUACAAGGCAGUCCUGCACAGGACGACGGUGGACAAGGACAAAGCGAGGAUGUCAUGGCCGGUAUUCUUGGAACCGCCAGCGGAAUUUGUAGUUGGGCCGCUUCCUCAGCUUGUCGAUGAACAAAAUCCUCCCAAAUAUAAGGCCAAGAAAUUCAAGGACUAUAGUUAUUGUAAACUGAACAAGCUGCCCCAGUAAUAAUCAGCCUCUUUUACUACCCAUGAAGUGUAUUUCCCUACAUAACCACUGGCUAAAACCAGUAAUAAAUAAAUUUGUAUGAGUUUGUAUGCCACUACAACUCCUGCAAUUUGGUUAUGUUCCUGCAGGAGGAAUAUUUUCUUAGGGAAAUAAAAAUUUGAACUUCAAUAUA
Theobroma umbraticum is the source of this 1229-nucleotide messenger RNA. RefSeq names its product flavonol synthase/flavanone 3-hydroxylase-like. NCBI's taxonomy places the organism in Eukaryota, Viridiplantae, Streptophyta, Magnoliopsida, Malvales, Malvaceae. The record is from RefSeq and is a predicted model, not a curated record.